Varanus komodoensis (Komodo dragon) is the source of this 5339-nucleotide messenger RNA. It is a transcript of the gene JADE3, whose product is annotated as jade family PHD finger 3. NCBI's taxonomy places the organism in Eukaryota, Metazoa, Chordata, Lepidosauria, Squamata, Varanidae. Bases 141 to 2606 code for a protein of 821 amino acids. Gene Ontology annotation, cellular component: histone acetyltransferase complex. Gene Ontology annotation, biological process: regulation of transcription by RNA polymerase II. The transcript is spliced from 11 exons. The record is from RefSeq and is a predicted model, not a curated record.
GCGCUGCGUCUGAGCAACAAGCCCGGAGAAGAUGAGCGGGGCGGAAUAGCAACGGCCGCCUGAACUGCGGGCCCUGGCACACGCACACGCCCGCGUCCCCGCUGGUGCCGCCCGCUCCAGACCCACAAGGAUGCGUCAGGAUGAAACGCCACAGGCAUCUAAGCAGCAGUGACAGUUCAGACAAUGAAAGUCCAUCUACUUCCUUUUCGUUUUGUUCUAAGUAUAGGAGCAAAUCAAAAGCACCAGCAAAUGAGCAAAAGAAACCUGCUGAGGUGUUUCGAAAGGACCUCAUUAGUGCCAUGAAGCUGCCAGAUUCUCAUCAUAUUAAUGCGGAUGAAUAUUACCUCUUCGCGGAUACAUGGAAACAAGAAUGGGAAAAGGGCGUUCAAGUCCCAGCCAGUCCAGAUACCAUUCCACUGCCCUCUCUCAGAGUUGUAGCAGAAAAAGUAAAGCAGGUGCUAUAUACAAGGCCUAGAAAGUACAUUCGUUGUUCAAGUCAAGAACCCACUGAACCUGGUUACAUCAACAUCUUAGAAUUGGCGGAAUCUAUGUGCCGUUAUGACUUGGAUGACAUGGACAUCUUCUGGCUUCAAGAAGUAAAUGAGGAACUUGCUGAAAUGGGAUGUGGGCAGCUUGAUGAGAACACAAUGGAAAGAAUGGUAGAAGUCCUUGAACGUCACUGCCAUGAGAAUAUGAACCAUGCCAUUGAGACAGAAGAAGGGCUGGGAAUAGAAUAUGAUGAAGAUGUCAUUUGUGAUGUUUGUCGGUCACCUGACAGUGAAGAUGGGAAUGAUAUGGUGUUUUGUGAUAAAUGUAAUAUCUGUGUCCAUCAGGCAUGCUAUGGUAUCCUAAAGGUUCCUGAAGGGAGCUGGUUGUGCCGUACUUGUGUUCUAGGUAUACAUCCUCAGUGCCUCUUGUGUCCAAAGAGAGGUGGAGCUAUGAAAGCAACGAGAACUGGUACCAAGUGGGCACAUGUGAGUUGUGCUCUCUGGAUUCCAGAGGUAAGCAUUGCUUGCCCAGAAAGGAUGGAACCAAUUACAAAAGUGUCCCACAUUCCACCAAGUAGAUGGGCUUUAGUUUGCAGCUUAUGCAAAUUGAAAACUGGUGCUUGUAUUCAGUGCUCUGUGAAGAGCUGCAUUACUGCCUUUCACGUCACAUGUGCCUUCGAGCAUAGCCUAGAGAUGAAAACCAUCCUGGAUGAUGGCGACGAAGUCAAGUUCAAGUCGUACUGUCUGAAGCAUAGCAAAACGAAGCAGAACUUGAUGUCUGAUGCAGAUGACUAUCCCAAGUGCACAGUAGACCAGAAGCAGACUGAGAGCGAGAAAACCAGUUUGCGUGCCCAGAAGCUUCGGGAACUGGAAGAGGAGUUCUACUCACUAGUGAGAAUAGAUGAUGUUGCAGCAGAACUGGGCCUCCCUAAGCUCACUGUGGACUUGAUUUAUAAUUACUGGAAAUUAAAACGGAAAAGUAACUUUAAUAAACCUUUAUUUCCUCCCAAGGAGGAUGAAGAAAAUGGCUUGGUUCAGCCAAAAGAAGAUAGCAUUCAUACUCGAAUGAGGAUGUUCAUGCACUUGAGGCAGGAUCUAGAGAGGGUGAGGAAUCUUUGCUACAUGGUAAGCAGAAGAGAGAAGUUAAAACUUUCUCACAGCAAAGCUCAUGAGCAGGUCUUCAAUUUGCAAGUCCAGCUUAUUAAUCAGGAAAUUGCUGCAGGACAUUCUCUGACAAAUGCACUAGAAAACACACUAUUUUAUCCACCGCCUAGAAUCACCUUGAAACUAAAAAUGCCGAAAUCAACACUGGGGGAUUGCAAAAAUAACUUGAAAUCUGCUAACAAGCUCCUUUCUUCCGAAAACAAUUCUACGGUAUACAGCAAAAAGGGUAUUCCAUUAUCUAAGGAGACUUUUGUUUCAAAUAUUAAAUCCUACUCAAGAUUUCAGCAUGAAAAUAGAAUUAAUGGCUUACUGAGUGGGUUUGCAAAGUCUAGGAAUGAAGCAAAAGAUUCUGGACCUGCCCACUCAUCAGACUUCCAUCAUGGGCAGUCAUCUGGGAAACCCUUAGCACUUCAAGCUGCAUUGCAUGGACAGUCUUCCAUCGGGAAUGGGAAAAUUCAGCCGAACACUAAACUAGCCAAGUCAAAUGGCUUAAUGAACAGAGUUGGAGAUGUCACUCAGAGGGAUAGCUCCAGCCAAACCACAUACGAGCAGCAGUCUGUGCUCUCUUCCCACUUAGCUAGCCAGAGCAGCUUCCGAAAAUCCACAAUAGAACACUUUAACCGGUCCUUCAAAGAAGCAACUAACAGUUUGGUGAGGACCACAGAAGAUCUCAGGUGCUGUGAAAAGCCCUCAAGAAGGCUUUCACUGAGGGAUCGUUCAUGGGGCAAGCAAACGCUCGAAUAUCAAAUGGGGAGUGCUCCCUACCAGGACAAUGAUGGGUAUUGCCCCGAUUUGGAACUCAGUGACUCUGAAGCUGAAAGUGAUGAGAAUAAAGGACAACUCAGAUUGAGAAAAAGCAGCUCGGAGAGAGAGAGCCCAAGUCAAGACUUUAAUAGAGAUUGUCACAGUAGGAAUAAAAGAAAUUUGAUUUCCCACAGUUCGGUACAAAGGUGAUUAGAAAUCCUGGACAGUGGGAGCAGUUCAGCCUUUGUAUAUCUAACACGCAAAACUAGGGAAAUUUGCAGGUUAUGCAUUAUGGUGCAGGGCCCAUAAGUGAACAACAGAGGUGUUUUCCUCAACUGUGAAGUGGUUUGCCCUUUUAAGAUUGUUAACUUUUUUUUCUCCCAAGGUCAUUGUGCUCUAAGUAAAGGUUCUUUAAAGUAGCAGUUGCAGAAAAGGUUUUAUCUAUCUGCUUUUCUCUAUAAAAUGUUAUGCAUUGGCUUUUUACUGGCAAACAGUUAUAGAAGGCCCUUCCAUCUUUCUGUGAAAAUCUGCAAGAUGAUCAGACAGUUCUAGCUGUAGCUGUGAUACAGGCUCAUUUCGUAAGAACACUUAAGCAAUCUCUUAAAUGUUUAAGCAACAACAGAGAUGCCUGCGUAUUUGAAAUGGUUUCCUUAAGUGUUUUUCUGGAUUGGGACAUAUAUGACUACUAGAUAGAAAUCAUGUUCUCAAUGAGUUUUAGGACAGACAGUGUAUGAUCCUAAAUCCUUGGAAGAAAGAACCAUUUAAACUCUGGGCUUUGCUUUCAAGUAACAGGCAUAGAAUCAGAGUAUAUGUAAUGGCUCCUCCUAGCCUGCUGAGGUAGGUUUACAAAGUCCAUAUUCAAUGCUGCCAAACACACUGACCUCUAGAUUUUUCCCUUCAUAGUUUGCUCCUUCUAAAGGUUGCAUUUCAUUCACUGUAGUAGUUUGCUUUAUUCUGUAAAUACUCUUUAACUUCCAGUAUUUUUGACUUUUUAAAAAAUUCCUGUGUAUAUAAUAGCUUGUUGUGGGUUGCACUUGUAAAAUAUUUUACCCAGAUAGCCAAUACAGGUGGCUGCUAUGUGGAUAAUGUUUAAUACUAGAAGUACUUAAUCUCUUUAACAUAUUCAGGCAAUCACCGGUGAUGCCAAAUUCUCCCUUGUUGACUCAGAAGGCUUUUUAUUUUUCUUUUAAACUUGGUGCCCACCCCCCAUCCCAACAUACUACUUUUUUCAACUAGCAAAGACUUUGUCAGGUUUCUGACCCAAAAGGUUAAAAAUCAGUGUAUGUAUACACAUCUGCUUAUUGGUUUCCAAGUUCACGUAGUCAAAAAUGGUAAACUGAAAUAAUUUUUUAGGGGAGUAUAAAGGCCACUUUAUUCUUUUUUUUUUUUAAGAAAACAGUUUCUAACAUGUUUAAAACAAAUACAGUGGCCUCAAAGAAUUACUCUUAUUCAUUAUUCCACAUCCUCGAUUUUUAAUUAGAAUAAAACAGAACUGCAGUAUCCAAAAAUCAUUUCAUUAAUAGACUCUUCAUUCUUUGGCUUUGUUAAUGAAAUGCCAUAAUGCAAAGCAAAUGUAAUUUGCAUUAAUUUGAAAUCUAAUAAUUAAUGUGCAGCAAAAACAAGUGAGAGCCACAUCUUUCUUGAAAGCCUUAACAUUAUUUCAUUUAUCUGAGAAGAAUAAAUUCUUGAUGGCAUUUAUAUCCUUCAGGAAUCUGUAAUUUGACCGUUCUAUAUGUUUUGCUUUAAGCAUUCUUGAAAGAUUGGUUUGUUUACUCCUUUUUGUAUGUGUAGUUUUAUGUUUUCAAAGAGAUUUAUUUUUAAGGCAUUUCCUUUGGUGUAAAUAUGCAGUAGCUUUUUUAAAACAAAUAUCUGUUUUGUUUGUUGAGAAAUGGUUGACUUAAGUUGUGAACCAUUCAGAAUGGUGCUGAUAAUGUUCACUUCUCUAUACAUUGGUUCUAGUUCUCUUUUUAAUAUAUAUUUAUUGUUACUUCCUGGUCAUGAAAGUAACAGAACUGAACUUGGGAACAACUCUUUCAGUGGCCAGGAAGAGAAAACAUAAUCAUGGUUCAUCCUCUCCAGUGGUAUGACAAUAAUAUAAAGGGUGGAAGAAGGUGCUUCAGCAACAGUCUUGCUGGUUUAAAGGUGAUGACUCAAUUAUACCAGUUCAGGCAAUAGUGUUUCUGAUUUGUUAGUUUUACAUGAUUUUUAAUAGAUACGUGAAGGACCCUAUGGCUGCAUAGCUUUCAAGUAUCUGUUUCCAAAGUAUGUUUGCUAGUUUUUACAGUGUGUUCAGUGGCUAACUUUGAAGUAUUACCUCUUAACCUAAUUUGUUGUCUUGUUUUGCUUUAUAUUAAAUAUAUAUCUAUAGAUAUAUAUAUAGAUAUAUAUAUAUUCAAUUUUUAAAAAAUGGACUGUCUUUUUCAGACGUCCCCUUUUUACAGUACUUUUUUCAUUAAAUUAUAAACUGCUAACCAAAUCUUCUUCAUUGUGAUCUUUUGAGGACUAAUAUUUGUGGGAAAGUUGCAGAACAAAUACAUUGUUUGUUGGAGCUGUUUGAGUAUUCUAUCGCUGAAGGAGUUGUAAAAUUCCUAUAUACAAAGCAAAUAAGUCAAUUCUGGUGCUAUUCAGAACCUAGAUUUUUUCAUAUAUAUUAUUAUACAGGACAGCCUACUUACAAGUGCAAGGACAUGUUCCAUGUAGGAGUUUGGUAAUGUCUGAAUUAUAUUUAUAGGGCUGCAACAGGAUUAAAUGUAUUUUAAUUGGCUAAUUUUACAAGUUUGAUUAAUCUGUUGAUUUAUUUUUAUACAACACACACACAUACCUCUUGUACCAAAUCCUGUCUUACAAAAGGUGUAUCUUCCUAUAUGAUGGAAGAGGGGGGAAUCCCCUUUAAGAUAGUGCUUGUCAUCUACAGUUUUAUUAAACUGCAUUAACUUUUUUAAA